Phyllopteryx taeniolatus (common seadragon) is the source of this 3094-nucleotide messenger RNA. Its product is annotated as intraflagellar transport protein 88 homolog. The record is from RefSeq and is a predicted model, not a curated record. Gene Ontology annotation, cellular component: ciliary base; non-motile cilium; ciliary basal body. Gene Ontology annotation, molecular function: kinesin binding. Lineage: Eukaryota; Metazoa; Chordata; Actinopteri; Syngnathiformes; Syngnathidae. Gene Ontology annotation, biological process: non-motile cilium assembly; kidney development; inner ear receptor cell stereocilium organization. The coding region runs from base 272 to 2800 and encodes 842 amino acids. The transcript has 25 exons.
AUUAUUUUUUAAUUGCAGUUCUAUGAGAGCAUUAAUUAUUUGCGGGUUUUUUCCCUUUUUAUGGUCUGCCUCGGACCACUGUACUCUCUCUGUGUACACACAAACGCAUGCGUGCGCACACGCACGCUCAUAUGCAUACAUAGGCAGGCUGUUUGCAUCACUAAGGAUCUCGGUAGAUUGAAGAGGGUUUUUACUGAUGACAUCAUAAAGACGGCCACGCUUCCUCUGACUUCUUUAUUAAAUAUUCAAUUAUAUAUUAGUGUUGAACUGAAUGUCUCGCAACACUGCUGUCGGCUUCAUUAAAAGCACUGCAAAGAGACAAAUGAACAAUCGGCAUUUGGGCAUGAAGGAGGAUGACCUCUAUUCAGGCUACAAUGACUAUAAUCCACUUUUUGACUGCAAGGAGUUGGAGAAUGAUGUCAGCUUCCAAGAAGCAAUCAAGAGCAGUCAUGGAAAAAGAGCACAUUUGCAACCGAGUAGUGGACAUUUUGCUGACUCGACCACAGGGGGUCGACCUUUAACUUCUUCUUCUGGAUCUCAUACUCCCAUGCCUUCAUCAGUGAGUCGACCAAUAACAGCAGCUGCGCAGCAGAGUGGAGCAGCUCGUCCCAUAUCUGCAAUUAGUGCUGCAGGUUAUUCCUCUUCUCCCACACGAUGCCCAACCUUUGAUCCUCUGGGCCAGUCCAGAGGUCCCGCACCCCCACUGGAAGAAAAGAAAGACGACACGCCCGAAGAGAAGAUCAAACUCUUGGAGAAGAAAGUGAACGACUUGAUCACAGAGAGCUGCAUGGCGCAAAGCAUGGGAAACUCACAACUGGCUCUGGAGAAGGCCAGAGAGGCUGAGAGGAUGGAGCGAACGCUAGAGAGACAGAGGGAGCAGUCCGGAAACGCUGAACAAGUCAACGUAGAUCUCACCUACGCUGUUUUGCUCAACCUGGCUAACCAAUAUGAAAACCAUGAGAUGUACCCUGAGGCUCUGAGCAGCUACCAACUUAUCAUCAAGAACAAGAUGUUCACCAACGCAGGACGUCUGAAGGUGAACAUGGCCAACAUCUGGGUGAAGCAGAAGAACUACCCCAAGGCCAUCAAGUUGUACCGUAUGGCGCUGGACCACAUCUCGGACGACUACAAGGAGAUGAGGAUCAAGAUCAUGCAGAACAUCGGCACAGUCUUCGUGCUGCUGGGCCAGUACUCUGACGCCGCCGCGUCCUUCGAGCACAUCAUGAGCAAGAGCGCCAACGUCAGGACCGGCUACAACCUGGUCCUCUGCUACUAUGCCACCCGGGACGCCGACGGCAUGAAGAACGCCUUCCACAAGCUCCUCGCCGUGCCCCUCGACGUGCAGCACGAAGACAAGUACAUCGCCGCCAACGAUGACAUCAAAUCCAACAUGUUGAUGGAGGUCAUCAAGAAUGACAAGCUUCACCAAAUGGAGAGAGACUUGAAAGCGCGUGCUGAGAAGUACGUGAUGACCUCCGCCAAGCUCAUCGCUCCAGCCAUAGAGGCUUCUUUCGCCGCCGGAUUUGACUGGUGUGUGGCCUUGGUAAAGAACUCUCCGUAUGCGGAGCUGGCCAACGACCUGCAAUUAAAAAAGGCCAUGACCUUCUUCAGACAGAUGCACUUCGACCAGGCCAUGAAAAUCCUGAAGGAGGUUGCCAAGCAGGACAGCAGAGUUAAAAGCGCCGCGGCCAACAAUCUUGCCAGCCUCUUCAUCCUGGAGAAAGACUACGAGCAGGCGGAGCGCUACGCUGACCUGGCCAUGAACGCAGACCGCUACAACCCGGGAGCCUUUGUGUGUAAGGGCAACGCAGAGUUUGUCAAGCAUGACUACGUCAAGGCGGCGGAGUUCUUCAAGGAGGCACUGAGGAACGACUCCUCCUGCACCGAAGCCCUCAGGAACCUGGGUCUGACGUACAAGAAGCUGAAUCGUCUGGAGGAUGCGCUGGACUGCUUCCUGAAGCUCCACACCAUCCUCAGGGACAGCGCCGAGGUCAUGUAUCAGCUGGCCGACAUCUACGAGCUCCUGGAGGACCCUCAUCAGGCGGUGGAGUGGCUAAUGCAGGUCAUCAGCGUGGUCCCCAACGACCCCAAGGCUCUGGCCAAGCUGGCAGAUCUGCACGACUUGGAGGGGGACAAGUCGCAGGCUUUGCAUUACUACUGCGAGUCCUUCAGGCUGUUCCCCUGCAACAUGGAGGUGAUCGAGUGGUUGGCUGCCUACUACGUGCAGACGCAGCUCUACGAGAAGGCCAUUCACUACUUUGACAGAGCCAUACUUGUGCAACCGAGUGAGGUGAGGUGGCAGCUGAUGGUGGCCAGCUGUUACAGGAGAAGCGGAAACAGUCAGAAAGCUCUGGAAACCUACAAAGAAAUUCACCGCAAGUUUCCCGAAGAUGCGCAAUGUCUUCGCUUCCUGGUGCGGCUGUGUCAGGACAUGGGCCUCAAGGAAGUCCACGACUACGCCAGCAAACUCAAGAAGCUGGAAAAGAUGAAGGACCUCCGGGAACAGAGAGCAAAAGCAGAGCAGGAAGGAAGUACAAGAAGCCGAAGAAUAGACAGUGCGGCCUCUCCUACGGAGAGCACGCCGAGUGUUCCCAAAGGCGAGCGCGCGGUUGUGCCUGUGAUGUCGCUUCCUGCCUCCAGCGAGCCUUACGAGAGCAGCAGCAGCACCAAAGAACUGGACGCGUCCUACAUGGACCCGCUGGGCCCCCUCGCCGACCCGCCCCGAACGGGCGCCAAGAAGCAGGUGGACGACGACGUCUUUGCCGGAGAGGACCUCGGAGACGAGCUGCUGCCUGAGUAGAAAAUGCCAACACCGUGUCGCAACCUGGAUGUUCUGGAUGGCUCUGACUCCUUCACCCCCUUUCGGCCAAUCAACAGGAGAGCAGCGGCGACGGGUAGUUGACGAAACAUCGGAAGUCGUUGGACAAAUUGCGCUCGUGCUGAGGCAGGAAGUGACGACACACUUGGACGUCCAGAAGAUCCUUGGCUACAUUCUCCAUGACGACGCCUGAACGCAACACAAGAGACACUCAUGAUGCUUAGCUAAAUGCUAACACGUCUUGAAAUAAACAUGUUCUCAUCAUUGUAGCACAAA